Rotaria sp. Silwood1 is the source of this 2220-nucleotide messenger RNA. The record is from the annotation of a GenBank genome assembly. Lineage: Eukaryota; Metazoa; Rotifera; Eurotatoria; Philodinida; Philodinidae.
AUGAUUGAUCCGCGCUUUGCCAAUGCUGGCGCUGUUCCUGUUGAUGCUGGAUACGGUGCACAGGAAAUGCCCCCUCGUCGUCAUCGUCAUCGUCGUCGUCAUCGUAAACACAAACAUGGCAUUGUUGGUACAUCACCAUUAAGUCGUGAUGAAUCAAUACAUAGAGUAGAUCCUACUGAAGGUGGAUCAGUAGGUACUGGAUAUGGUGUACCAUAUGGUGCCGCCGGUGCAGGUGGUUUUUAUCAACAUCAAGAAUAUACGAGUACCAGUGGUGAAGCUGAAAGAAUACCUGAGCAAUUAGUUGGUCAACGUUCUUCGAGUGCAUUAAAUAAUGAAGUGUCGCAUGUACGCCCAUCGAUUUCACCAGUUGGAGCUGAAGCCAGACCCAGAUAUGAAUCUCAUCAUCGACAUCAUCAUGGUAGCCAUGGUCAUCGACAUCAUCAUCAUCAUCAUCAUGGUCAUGUAACCACUUAUGUUGAUCAUGGUCAUGGAAACGACGAUAUAGUGUUUAUUGAACGUGGUCAUCAAAGCCGUUAUAAUCAAGGACCACCUCCUGGCUUUGAAUUCAAGGGCAUGAUACAAGUUCAAGGGUCUGAUAAAGUGAUUCGUCGACGCCAUCGUAGCCAAGGUACUGGUACUAGAUAUAUACCACGACCUGUACAUGUAGGUCCUUGUCCACCUGGUUGGCAACCAGUGAGUAUACCAAUUGGUUCUGGUUAUCAAUGUCCGCCAUGUCCACCUGGUACUGCUUUAUACACUGGACAAGUAGGUGGAGGUUAUGGUACUCUUGGAUCAUAUGGUGGAAGUGGAUAUUAUAAUUUAGGAUCAAGUUAUCCAGUACCAUCGUCUGGUCAACUUGUAGCUGAUUAUAUUGUUGAAUCGAGCACUGGUGGCUAUGGCUAUCCUGGUGGCUAUAGCUAUUCUGGUGGCUAUAGCUCUGGUUCAGGUUUCGCUAAUGAAGGAGACGAUGAUUACUUCGAAGAACAUCACUCAGGUCGACCAACAAUUAUUGAAGUUUGGCAAAGACGACCCAAAUCUCCAGCAGUCGUAAUAUCACGUUCUUGUUCUCGUUCACGUUCACGAACACGAAGUCCACAACAUGCUACAGCAAUUGAACUUGAACGACUUCGUAGCGACAUUCUUAUAGCUAUCGAACGUAUAUCACAAGGUUUCAGUAGCAAAAUACACUUGAUUGGAACUGACGGUGGUAAUCAAACUCAACCAAUCCGUGAAAUCAUAGAAAGGGAACGAGGAUCUGGUGAAGUUCGAGUGAUUGUACAACCUAUUCAACCGGUCUUCUACAUGCCACGACAACCUGAUGUCACGCCACAUAUACAACCUAUCAUACCAAGCAUUCUUCCUCCUGCUCCUGUUCCGCAACCGCCACCUCCGCCACAAGUUGUCUACGUUCCACGUAAUGUUUACGUGCCUGUCAUUAAACCUGUCUUCGUUCCACGAGAACGUGUUGUUGUACGUCCUCAAGUCAUACAUGUAGCUCGACCUGUACUUGUUGAUAGACCAGUGCCAGUAACACAACGACCAAUCAUCAUUGAUCGUGAACGACCUGUUCCUGUACCAAUACGUACUGCUGGUGUAGCCAAAACAGGUGGUGCUAGAACAAUAAGAGAAGAAUAUGUCUUUCGAGACAAUUUACCUGUCGCUUACGGUGGUCGUUGUCCUGAAUAUGCUGGUGGUAUUAACUAUGGCUAUAUGCCAACACAACAGGAGCAUCAAUAUGCUACCAGCUCAAUUCAGGAAAUAUUCAAUAACAAUCCAGUACCAGGACCAGUAUAUAAUGUAACCGCUCGUAAUACAUAUGGAUACACUCCAAGGGCUGCUCAAUUCAAUUUAAACCAAGGUAGCGGAGUAUAUGGAACGUACACUGAUGUAAUUGGAACAAAUAAUGCAUCAGUAAUCAAUGAUGGACUACUUAAUUGUACAGGUCCAAUUGAAGUACUUGAUACGACUAUUAAUCCUAAUUGGCAAAGAACAGAUCAAACAGCAUUAGUACAACGUUUUGGACGUCCAGCCUAUGAUAUUGUUCAAAGAUCUCAAUCGGCGGGUGGCUUUGGAACAGGUUCUGGUGUAGUAAUCAAUGGUGGUGGUGGUUUUCUGGCAAACAAUGCUUCAUACACGUCACUUCCGAUUGGUAAUAUAAACAAUCUGGGAGGUAUUGUUCAAGAAGUUACAGCACCAAUCGAUCCAUGCAUCAAUUAUUAA